Messenger RNA from Sander lucioperca (pikeperch), 1670 nucleotides. Its product is annotated as deoxyribonuclease-2-beta-like. The record is from RefSeq and is a predicted model, not a curated record. Gene Ontology annotation, molecular function: deoxyribonuclease II activity. Gene Ontology annotation, biological process: apoptotic DNA fragmentation. Bases 153 to 1478 code for a protein of 441 amino acids. NCBI's taxonomy places the organism in Eukaryota, Metazoa, Chordata, Actinopteri, Perciformes, Percidae. The transcript is spliced from 9 exons.
UGAUAUAUAAACUGAUCUCUGCCUCCUCUACAUCACAGACCAGCAACACAGACAGUUUCUGUAGUCGCUGCGUCACCAAGCUUCAGGAACUUCAGAUCCAUUUCUCUGGACCUCUUUCUGGGUUGACCUGGACUUUAAAAACACAGGGAGUUAUGUGGAGGAUUUUCCUGACAGUCAGUCUGCUCUGCUGGAGCGCUGACGGACAAGUGACCUGCAGAGACAACAACAACGGAGAAGUGGAAUGGUACAUCAUCUACAAGGCACCCAAACUGAAUAACAUCGGAACUACGGGUGUGGAAUAUCUUUACAUUGAUUCAGCUGGGAAGAAGGAGACCUCUACAGAUCACAAUAAGCCAAUCAACCAUCCUAACGGUGUCCUGGCAAACACCCUGCGGCCCAUAUUUACCACAUCAAUGCCAGACAACUUUGGAUUCAUCACCUACAGCGAUCAACCUCCAGGAUGUCAUGCUCAAGAAAAGUUUGGCCACAGUAAAGGAGUUGUGAUGAUGGAUAAAACCACCACAGGAGUCUGGCUCUUACACAGCACACCACAGUUCCCUUUUGAAAGAGAUCAGAAUAAGUUCUGGCCUGACAGCGGAGCAAAGAAUGCUCAGACGUUUAUCUGUGUAACAUUCAACUACAACACGUUCCAACAGAUAGGUGAACACCUGCUGGACAUCAAUGCUUUCACAUUUGAUGAUCAUAUUCCAAACAACUUCCAUGAAAACCUUCAGAAACUUAGGAAGACCGAAAAUAACAAAAGGCCCCCAAGAGUAAAUGAAGUCAAAAUCCAGGACCUGACAUCAGCAGGAGGAACAUCGUUUGUUACCAUUGCUAAAAAACAGUAUAAAGCAGGAGGAAAGACGCCACAUGAUGACAAAUUUGUUGGAGAUCUUUACCUCACUAUUGCACACGGAUACAAUACUGAUGUGAAAGUCCAGACCUGGGGCUGCCAGAAAGAUUGCGAUGGUUCCUACUGCGGAGAACGUCAAGUGAUCAAAAUUGAAUCUGUAAAAACUGAUCUGGGUAACAGGCUGGUUAAGAGGGAGGUUGAGUGGAAGACUACAUGUGAUCAUUCCAAGUGGUGUGUAGCUAAAGAUAAUAAUAAUCAUUUGAUCUGUAUUGCUGAUGUAAACAGAGCCCUCAGCCAAUACAAAAGGCCGGGGGGCGGACUGUGCUUUAUACAUCAACAGGCAAGUGAAUUAUUUAAAGGGGUUAUUGAUCAAACUCAGCCUUGCCCAAGUCUAACCACUACCGGUGCCUUUGCCCUUAAGGGUCGCCUCGUCCGUGACACUGACUCUUACUCUGAUUCUGACUGUGAAUCUGACAGUGACACUGACUUUGACUCUGAGCCUUACUGUGACUCUGACUCUGACUCUGACCCUGGAGGAGUCCUGGAUGUGAUGGCAUGGCUCCUACAGAUCCUUGAUCUCUCCACCAUCCAGUCUCUCUGGGAUUACAUAAAGAGAUGGAUAUAGGCUCCAAGGUGUUUGGAACAACCUACCUGAGUCCCUUCAAAAUCUGUGUGCAAGUGUCCCUAGGAGAAUUGAUGCUGUUUAAAAAGCAAAGGAUGGUCACACCAAAUAUUGAUCUGAUUUAGAUUUCUCUUCUGUUCAUUUACUGCAUGUUGUUAAUUAAUGAAAAUAAACUGCAAAGCAGCAUAAAGCAUU